Messenger RNA from Cheilinus undulatus (humphead wrasse), 1008 nucleotides. Its product is annotated as cathepsin Z-like. Lineage: Eukaryota; Metazoa; Chordata; Actinopteri; Labriformes; Labridae. Gene Ontology annotation, cellular component: lysosome. The transcript is spliced from 6 exons. The coding region runs from base 77 to 982 and encodes 301 amino acids. The record is from RefSeq and is a predicted model, not a curated record. Gene Ontology annotation, molecular function: cysteine-type endopeptidase activity.
CUUUUCUGUGUCGUGUAGGACAUUUAUUCCUUUCACAGCAGCCUUUAGUGUGCUGCACAGUGCUCCGUGGUUCACUAUGGCUUGGUUUUUCUUAUGUAUUUUCAUACUCAUGACAUCUGCUGCUUCUGGAAGACACUUUCAUAAAGAUAGGCCAAGUUGUUAUCACCCAGUAGUGAGGAAACCAGACUUUGGUGUGAAAACCACAGCUCGUCCUCAUGAACUUCUGAACCUCGUUCAGCUGCCAAAGUCCUGGGACUGGAGGAAUGUCAACGGCAUCAACUACGCCAGCACCACUCGCAACCAGCACAUCCCCCAGUACUGCGGCUCCUGCUGGGCUCACGGCAGUACCAGUGCCAUGGCUGAUCGUAUCAACAUCAAGCGCAAAGGAGUUUGGCCAUCUGCUUAUCUUUCUGUCCAACACGUUGUCGACUGCUCUGACUGUGGGACCUGUGACGGAGGGGACCACGGAGGUGUGUGGGAGUAUGCCCACAAGCAUGGCAUCCCUGAUGAGACCUGCAACAACUACCAGGCAAUUGACCAAAAAUGCAACCCAUUCAACGCCUGUGGGACUUGCACAACAUUUGGGAUUUGCAACAUCGUGGAGAACUACACUCUGUGGAGAGUGGGCGACUUUGGAGCCAUUAGUGGACGUGAUGCUAUGAAGGCAGAAAUCUUCACUGGAGGGCCAAUCAGCUGUGGAAUCAUGGCCACGGAGAAACUUGACGAGUACUCCGGGGGUCUUUACUUGGAGUAUGUUGAGUCUCGUGAAAUCAACCACAUAGUGACAGUGUCAGGCUGGGGAGUAGAAAAUGGCACAGAGUACUGGAUUGUUCGCAACUCCUGGGGAGAGCCCUGGGGUGAGAAAGGCUGGCUCAGGAUUGUGACCAGUGCCUACAAAGGAGGAAGUGGAAGCCAGUACAAUCUUGCAUUGGAGGAAGACUGCGUGUAUGGAGAUAUGAUUGUUCCAGAUAACUAUGUAUGAUAUGAAAAUAAAACUUUUAGUCUGUA